This is a messenger RNA of Hevea brasiliensis (rubber tree), 838 nucleotides long. Its product is annotated as cyanate hydratase. The record is from RefSeq and is a predicted model, not a curated record. The transcript has 4 exons. Bases 71 to 598 code for a protein of 175 amino acids. Gene Ontology annotation, molecular function: DNA binding; cyanate hydratase activity. Lineage: Eukaryota; Viridiplantae; Streptophyta; Magnoliopsida; Malpighiales; Euphorbiaceae.
CAGCCACAAACUGAAAAUUUAUCAGCAUUGUUUUUCAGUGACUCGACCAUAGAGAUAGAAGAGAGGAAAUAUGUCAAAGACGUUCACUCCUGAAACGAUAGAGACCAAAUCGGAAAUAUCCAAACGCCUGUUGGAUGUGAAAAAGAGGUCCGCCAAGACCUACACUCAGAUUGCGGAGGAGACUGGCCUCACCAAUGUCUACGUUGCUCAGUUGUUAAGACGCCAGGCCCAACUCAAACCAGAUACCUCCUCAAAGCUACGAGCUGCGCUGCCUGAACUCACUGACUCUCUGCUUGACGAGAUGACUAAACCACCCAUGAGGUCUUACCGCCCCGACCUGAUCCAAGAACCGACCGUUUACAGGUUGAAUGAAGCGGUUUUGCAUUUUGGUGAAAGCAUCAAGGAAAUUAUUAAUGAGGAGUUUGGUGAUGGCAUUAUGUCAGCCAUAGAUUUCUACUGCUCUGUUGAUAAAGUGAAAGGUGUGGAUGGAAAAGAUCGUGUUGUUGUGACAUUUGAUGGGAAGUAUUUGCCACAUACUGAGCAGAAGUUAGAGCACAUGGUUUCAAGACUAAGGCUGAAAGAAGUUAAUCAAUCCUGAUGUUGAUAUGGAUGCCAUGAACUCCUUGUCAUUGUUAAUGUGUGGAGGACCUAUGGAAGUAAGUCUUAUCUUAAUUUUUCAAAUGACGUGUAAGUACCUUGUAUCUUCUUUCUUGUACUUGGAUAGGGCUACUAAUGCUAGCCAAUGUUAAAUUGUUUCCAUGGUUAUGCAUAUUAUGGUUUGUAAAGGAAUAAAAGUUUGCAGAACUUUUAAUAAAUUUCACUGGCAUUGCAUGAUUAA